AUGGCGCCUCUCGAUCCCAGCAUCGAUCGCAUCGAGCAGUGUCUAGACGAGGUGGUGCAGUCUGUCGGCCAGUUCCGAAACCAUGCAACUUCGCUUAGCCACCAGAAUGCACGGUACGAAUUGCUGGUCAAGGCGAUGCACCUAGUGCAGGCCACUCGCGGGCCUGCCGAUCUGGUCUUCGCCAAUUUUGAGAAUUCUGGGCGCUAUCCGCACGCUCCUCGAAGCCGAGUUUUCGAUGCCAUCCCGGUCGGCGGCCAGAGCAUGUCAGCCACGGACAUAGCAGCCCGAACUGGGGUGAGUAAGGGAAUCAUAGUGCGCAUGAUGCGGGCUGUCACGCCCUUCGGACCGUUUCGCGAGACCGGCGAGGAAGAGUAUGCCCACCCCCCCAACUCGGAGAUCUAUCUCGCUCCUCCGAUGCGGGCCGUCCUGAGUUUCAUGGUCGAUGAAUACUGCCCGGCGAUGCUGCGCACCCGCGAAUUCCUCCGCCAACACCAGUGGCAGGACCGCAUCGGCCUGCGCAGCAACCCAUACACUCUCGUGCAUCACUGCGAGGGCCAGACGAAGUUCGAGCACAUCUCCCAGAGUCCCAAGCGACUGACCCGACUCAACAACGCGAUGGUCACCGAGGAGUCCCUCCUCGCCGAGAUCGGGCUGUACCCGUUCGUGGAGCGACUGAGUCCGCUGGCGCAGGCGGAUCAGCCGACCAUCGUCGACAUCGUCGACGUCGGGGGUGGACGAGGCCACAUCGUGCGCCAGAUCAAGCAGAACACCCCCAGCCUAGCGGGACGGUUCAUCCUCCAAGACCGCGCCAGUGUCAUUAGCGACAAUGGGCCAGAGAUGGCCCGCCAUGGCAUCGAGCCGAUGGCCCAUGACUUCUUCACCCCGCAGCCUGUGAAAGGCGAAUUGGUGUACUACAUCCGCCGCAUCCUCACGCACCUGGCCGCCGCGAUGGACCGGGAGAAAUCCCGCCUCCUCAUCAUGGAGACGAUCCUGCCCGAGGUCGGCGCCACCAUGGCCCACGCCUACAUGGAUCACACGAUGAUGACGUUUGGCGGGACCGAGCGGACGGCCAAGGACUUUACGCGCCUGUUCGACGCGGCGGGGCUGCGGUUGGUCCAGGUCUGA
Molecule: messenger RNA, 1125 nt
Organism: Aspergillus aculeatinus CBS 121060
Lineage: Eukaryota; Fungi; Ascomycota; Eurotiomycetes; Eurotiales; Aspergillaceae
Product: O-methyltransferase
Exons: 6
Coding region: 1-1125 (374 amino acids)
Molecular function (GO): O-methyltransferase activity
Source: RefSeq, a predicted model, not a curated record